AUGCCUGGUUUCGCCGAUUCGUUCUGGACGCCCGACUAUGCCACCGGUCUGGGCGUCCUCUACGGGAAGCUCCAGCAGGGCAUUGCAGAGAAUCAGCAGAUUCUCACCAUUGCCAGUAUGCGAGCGGAUGCCGAAGAAGCUUACGCCACAAAAAUUGGGGAAAUCGCACCGGCUGUCGAUCGGAUUACAAACGGUUUCACUAAGGAUGAAGGAGCAAGUGUCAGAAAGGCCUAUGACGGUAUCCGCGCCCAGAUGAUCGAGGCAUCCAAAAACCACCACAAGAUCGCGUCCAACAUCCGGGAACUCGUCGUGACGCCAUUCAGUCGCUGGUGCGAGCAGCAUGCGGCUCGGGUCCAAAAUUCACACGAUGAAUUGCAGGCGCGGAUCAAGGAACAUGCGAAGCAGGCGGAGUUGGUCAAAAAAUUGCGCAGUCAAUACUUCAACAAGUGUCGCGUGGUGGAAGACCUCGAGGAGGAGAACAAGCUGGCCUUUCAGAGUCCAGAGACCUCAAGUCCCAGGAAUAAGCCGACUCCACCAAAGAUCGUUCUGCCAGAGACGGUAGAGGAGGAACCAGAGCUCGUUGAGCUGGGUGAUAAGACCUACUCUCGCGAGGAGUUGAAGCAGCUCCUCACCCACAUGCUAGAGAAUAUCAAGAUGGGAGAGGCCAAAGUGCCGAUAUUGGGCACCUACCAAAACACCUCUACAGGCGCGGAUAUUGUUGAGUAUCUGCAGAAACAUCUGAACGCCUCGAGUGUCAGUUACGCGGAGAGGAUAGGUCAGGAUUUGGUCGACAAUGGGUUCCUGCGCCUAGUUGGCAAUAUGGGCAGCACUUUUGCAAAUAGUUCUCGCAUGAACUAUCAGUGGAGGUCAAAGGCCUUUCAGAUUACUGGCAUUCCCGAAAAGAAAAAGCCGCUCAUGCGAGUGUCGUCAUUGGCCACCAGUGACGAUUCCUCCGAUUCUCCUACCAUCUCGGCAGUCUCUGAAAUGCUGGCUGGUUGGAAUCCGUUGAGCAACCCGUAUCCGAACGAGACUCCUACCGAGAAACUCCACCGGGAAGCUCGUGAAGCUGACGAGCGUUACAAAGCUGCCGUGAAGAAGCUGGAUCAGCUCAGAUGCAAGCUUGAGGAAGAAAUCAUCGACCAUCUUCGCUUCAUGGAAAGAUGUGAAUUGGAUCGCCUCAGAGCGAUCAAGUCCGUUGUUCUUGACUUCUCCGGCGCUAUCAGCAAUGUCAUCCCUGGCUUGCAGAGCACUAUCGACCACAUGAUGUUGUAUCAGGAGACCAUCCAGCCGUUGGGCGAUUUAAGAUACAUGCUGGAGAACUAUCGGACUGGAGGUUUCGUGCCAAAGGUGCAAGCGUAUGAGAAUUACUAUGGCUCUGUCGGAGACCAGACGUUUGGAGUGGAUCUGGAGGCUAGGGCAAGGGCUGACCGGAAACGUGUUCCCAUUCUUGUGACCAAUAUUUUGACCUUUCUGGAUGACCACUAUCCCGACCUCGAGGGCGAUGAGGCACGACGCGCGAUAUGGCUCCACGAUGUUCCCCUCGCAGCAACGCAUCAUCUCCGUAAUGCCUUGAACAACAGCAACGUUGACCACCGUGAAAUAUUAGAGAAAUAUGAGAUACCCGUUGUUGCAAGCGUUCUGAAGUUAUAUCUCCUUGAAUUGCCAGACUCCCUUGUUUCUUCUCAAGUUUACGAAAUUAUCAAGACGAUUUAUUCUACUACUGCCAAUGAGACGACGGAAGAAGGACGGAUCAAGGUCUUGCAAAGCACUCUCGGCCAGCUCCGUCUCAAUAACAUUGCUACGCUUGAUGCCAUCAUGACCCAUUUCACGCGUUUGAUUGACUUGACGUCGGCUGAUGAAGCAUAUGUUUCUGCACUGGCUCAAACAUUGGCUCCUUGCAUUCUUCGCCCGCGUGUUGAAAGCAGCCUCACGAUGAACGAGCGCCACAGCUACCGUCUGAUUCGGGAUCUCUUUGCCCACAAAGAUGCUAUUUUCGGCGAGCUCAAGCGUCAGUCUACUGCCAAUGCUCUCGGCCAAUCUCGUCCACGAGCGAUCAGUACUGAUGAGAGCAACCGUCGUGCUGCCAUGGAGGCUCGAAACCGCGCGAUCGCGAGUCGUAGCCGGGCCAAUAGUCCCGCACCAUCGGCUAGGCAUCGACGAGAGCGGUCCACUGAUGGAUCGGGGGGAUCGACCCGCUUCCCGAUCAACGUCAGCAGUCCGCCGGGAGGCCGACACCCUGCUAGACAGAGCCUUGAAGUUCCAGGAAGCGCCACCUCCUCACCUCCUGCUGACCACUCUACUCUCGCCAAGUCGCAGGAAAACGCUGCUGCCAAUAGCACGGCCGCCGACGGUGUCACCACCUCUACUGACGCAGGAGCGCCCGCUAAUGGCUCAGACGGUUCACCCACUCCGACUGCCACGCCCGCACCAGCUCCUGCGGAGGUGGUAGAGAAACGAAAUUCGCUCACUCGCUCGGGUGGACGGUAUUCGCGCAAACCAGGCAUGAGCAGCAUCAGCCGGACUACGGCAAACGCGAGCAUAGACAGCACCAAAAGGAACAGCCUCCCUCCUGAAGGCGAGCUGAAAGGUGUGACGCUGGAGGACAAGCCGAUGAAUGAUUUCUCCUAG
Messenger RNA from Rasamsonia emersonii CBS 393.64, 2628 nucleotides. RefSeq names its product RhoGAP and Fes/CIP4 domain protein. Gene Ontology annotation, cellular component: cell division site; division septum; cytoplasm. Lineage: Eukaryota; Fungi; Ascomycota; Eurotiomycetes; Eurotiales; Trichocomaceae. The record is from RefSeq and is a predicted model, not a curated record. Gene Ontology annotation, biological process: small GTPase-mediated signal transduction; cytoskeleton organization. Gene Ontology annotation, molecular function: GTPase activator activity. The transcript is spliced from 5 exons. Bases 1 to 2628 code for a protein of 875 amino acids.